This is a messenger RNA of Serinus canaria (Common canary), 2017 nucleotides long. Its product is annotated as serine/threonine-protein kinase pim-1-like. The coding region runs from base 1 to 1161 and encodes 386 amino acids. Gene Ontology annotation, molecular function: protein serine/threonine kinase activity; ATP binding. The transcript is spliced from 5 exons. Lineage: Eukaryota; Metazoa; Chordata; Aves; Passeriformes; Fringillidae. Gene Ontology annotation, biological process: protein autophosphorylation. The record is from RefSeq and is a predicted model, not a curated record. Gene Ontology annotation, cellular component: cytoplasm.
AUGCCAUGGCUUGAAAAAACCCCCUUUGUGUGGUUUGCAGGUGCUCCUGGGACCCCCCUGUGCGACAGCUCGGGCUGCAGCCCCGGCCGUGCAGAAGAGCGGAGUGCAGGCCAGGAGGCCGGGGCCAGCGACGGUGCCGCCGUGCCCCGCUGCAGCGGGGCUCCUGCAGCCGUCUGUGCGCGCUGCCCGGGCCCGGCCGUGCCGCUCGCCGGCCCGACGGCUGCGGGGCCGUGGCCGCUGCCCGGCGCGCAGCAGGAAGCAGGUGAGAGCAGCGCGGCCCGCGGGGACCCGGCCCGCUGCCCUGGCGGGCUCUGGGGGGUUCCUGGGCGCGGGGCUGAUGGCUCGCUCUCGGCCGCAGGGCAAAAGAAGGAGCUGCAGGAGCUGUACCAGCUGGGCCCGCAGCUGGGCAGCGGUGGCUUCGGCACCGUUUUCUCGGGGACCCGCCUCUCAGACGGCAGCCCGGUGGCCGUCAAGCACGUGGCUCGGAAGCGCGUCCUGCGGUGGGACGAGCGGCCCAACGGCACUCGUGUUCCAGUGGAGAUUGUGCUGAUGGAGAAGGUGGGCUCUGGCUGCCACUGCAUCAUCCAGCUCCUGGACUGGUUCGAGCUGCCUGACAGCUACAUGCUGGUCCUGGAGCGUCCGGAGCGAUCGCGGGAUCUCCUGGAGCUCCUGCAGGAGCACGGGUCCCUGAGCGAGGAGUCGGCGCACUGGGUUUUUUGCCAGGUGCUGGAGGCAGUGUGGCACUGCACUGCCUGCGGCGUCUGGCACGGGGACAUCAAGCCGGAGAACCUCCUCGUGGACCCGGAGAGUGGCAGCCUGAAGCUCAUCGACUUCGGUUGCGGCACGUUUCUCCAGAACUGGGGCUUCAGAGAGUUUGCCGGAACACAAAUGUACUGCCCACCCGAGUGGAUCUGCCGGGGCUACCUACUCCAGGAGUCGGCGACCAUCUGGAGCCUGGGCGUGCUGCUCUAUGUCAUGGUCUGCGGGCGCCUCCCCUUCAAGAACGUCCAUGACAUCGUGUCGGGGCAGCUCUUCUUCUGGCAGCAGGUCUCUCCAGAGUGCCAGCAUCUGAUCCGCUGGUGUUUGGGCAAGCACCCCGUGGACCGGCCGGAGCUGCAAGAGAUCUUGUGCCACCCUUGGGUGCUGGGGGGGCGCCUUUGAUGCCUCGCUGGAUCCCCCGCAGCACCCAGUCGCCAAGUCCCACGCAGUACUGAUGGCCAGAAAAAUUAAGCAGCCACCACGUCUGGUCCUUGUUAGCAACUAUAGCUAAGAAAACCUCUUGGGAAAAGGGAAAAUCAGAGUGUUCCCUUCAGCCUUUGUCAAGGUUUUGAUUCCUUUUCUCCAGAUAGGUAGAUUUGUCUCUCAGAGUGCAGAGGAAGCCCUUAGAAAAGGGCUGCGUGCUUCCUCACAGGAACCGGUCUCAGCAAGACCUGCUCAUCUCUGAAGAUGCAGAAUGCCAGGAAAAUCCUGAAAGCAAAGAAGUGAACCCAGCCACUGGUAGUUCAGCAGUCCUAGAAGGAUGUGUCCCAGGAGCAAAUAUCCUGGUGCUGCCAAUUUCCAUUCCACAGCUCUUAGGAAAAUUCAGCUGUGCCAUAGAAGAGCCUUGGUAUCGUGUUGGGUAAGAUCCUGCAGCAUUUAAGGCAGGUUUUCCCAUGUCCAGGUCUUUCUCUGGAGCAGGCAAGGGAGGAGGAGGACAAGAGGAAGAACUCCACAGUUGGGUUACUCAUUGUGAGAAUCUCCACCACUCAAUUGCCUUCUUGAGAGCUGCUGGACCAGAGAUGGAGGAAGUCCUUUGGACAGGACUUCCUCUCUCAGAGCCACAGCUGUCUGCAGGAGCUGCUCAUCCUUGAGGAUGCAAAUGGCCAGAUAAUGCCUGGAAGUAAAAAGGGGAGCCCAGCCCUCUCCAAGAUGUUCCCAGAGGCAAGUUUUCCAUCAACAAGUGUCCUGGAGCUGCCUGCACCCUAUCCAUGGCUCCCAGAAUGUUGUAGCCAAAAUUAAGGACAAAUGCAGGGGAUAG